This is a messenger RNA of Python bivittatus (Burmese python), 1032 nucleotides long. The record is from the annotation of a RefSeq genome assembly. Lineage: Eukaryota; Metazoa; Chordata; Lepidosauria; Squamata; Pythonidae.
AUAAACCUCAUAACUUGACUAAUAAUCUCCCUCAGCAUCACCCUAAGCACAAUCCUCGUAACCACAUCAACACACUGACUUAUAGCCUGAGCCUGCCUAGAAAUUAAUACACUCUCAAUAACCCCAAUAAUUUCCAAACCACACCACCCACGAGCCACAGAAGCGGCAACAAAAUACUUUCUAACCCAGACCUUGGCCUCUAUAGCCAUACUACUCGCAGCAACAAUAAACGCCCUAAACACAUCCCACUGAGAAAUCACACUAAUAUUAGACCAAACCUCAACAACCAUUAUAACCCUAGCCUUAAUAAUAAAAAUAGCAGCCGCCCCAUUCCACUUCUGACUCCCAGAAGUAACCCAAGGUACAACAACACUAACAGGCCUAACAAUCCUAACUUGACAAAAACUAGCACCCAUAUCACUCCUAAUCAUGAUCUCAGACAAAACAAACCAAACUAUUCUACUAACCACAGCAAUCCUCUCCAUCACUCUUGGGGGCCUAGGAGGACUAAAUCAAACCCAACUCCGAAAACUAUUAGCCUUCUCCUCCAUCGCCCACACGGGCUGGGUCUUAUCCACCCUCACCAUCGCCCCCAACAUCUCCACACUAACACUAAGCAUUUACAUCCUCACCACUAUCCCAAUCUUUAUUAUACUUCACUCAACAUCCUCCUCUACAAUUAAAGACUUAGGUACAAUAUGAACAACCACACCACAAUUAACAUCAGCCCUAACACUAUCUAUCCUAUCCCUAGGAGGCUUACCUCCACUAACAGGAUUUAUACCAAAAUGACUUAUCCUAAAUAAAAUAAUAUUCUUCAACCUCACAAUAGAAGCAACCCUAAUGGCAAUCAUAUCACUACUAAGCCUAUACUUCUACCUACGACUAACAUACAUCUCAUCCAUAACACUCACACCACACACCAACACAAUAACAAUAAAAUGACGAACAAACCCAAAAACGAAACCCCUAAUAGCAUCCACACUAAUAAUUAUAUCGAUACUAAUACUCCCAAUAACACCAUCACUUUAA